AUGCCCUUCAGGAUGCCGGAGCUCAUCUCCGUCCAAGACUUCAUCUCCCAGACUCUGGAGGAUCUGAGCUCCCCAACCACCUCCUCCUUCACCAGCCACAUGGGCAAGUGCCGAGGCACCGUCUGCAGCCUGGAGGAGGCCUUGGAUUCUGAUCGAGCUGUAUUGCAAAAAAUGAGGAAAGCCACCAAAGCAGAGCAUGCUUCUGGACAAGAUCUCACUAGCCACAUAGAAGCUCAUAUUGCAGCCCAGGAAAAAUUCUCUGCAAACUACCAGAGUGAUGGUGACGAGCAACUGGCCGGUGCCUUCCUCUCCUUUGCCGAGUUCUCCCGGGAGCUGCUGGCCCCAGUCAAGGGUCUGUUGCAGAGCUUGUCUCACAACAUUAACUUUUCCCUGGACUCGCUGGUAAAGAGAGACUUAAAAGAGCUCAAAGGGGACUUCAAAAAGCCUUUUGACAAAGCCUGGAAAGACUAUGAGAAUAAACUCACAAAGAUUGAGAAGGAGAAGCGGGAGCUGGCGAAGCAGCACGGGCUGGUGCGGAGCGAGGUGGUGGGAGGGGAGAUCGCGGAGGAGAUGGAGAAGGAGCGCAGGAUGUUCCAGUUAAACAUGUGUGAGUAUCUGAUCAAAGUGAAUGAGAUUCAAACCAAGAAAGGAGUGGACUUGCUGCAGAACCACAUCAAGCAUUGCAAUGCUCAGUUCAAUUUUUUCCAGGAAUGUUUAAGGGCAACAGAGACGCUUAAGCAGUUGAUAGAGAAGCUCACCCCUGAGCUACAGAGGAUGAAGGUCAGGCAGGACGAGGAGAAGCAGCAGCUGUGCUCCCUCCGGGAUCACCUGAAAGCAGCAUUACAACUGGAGCAGAAAGAGGACUCUGCUAACAAGCAGCUACGGUACAACAUGCACCAGCUGCAGGGGAACAAGCAGUAUGGGACCGAGAAAUCGGGGAACCUCUUUAAGAAAAGUGAUGGGUUGAGGAAGGUCUGGCAGAAGAGGAAGUGCACGAUCCAGAAUGGCUACCUGACCAUCUUUCACAGCACGCUAAACCGCCCACCAGCCAAGCUGAAUUUGCUGACUUGCCAAGUGAAGCCGAACCCGGAUGAUAGGAAGUGCUUCGACCUCAUUUCACACCCAGCCUGGCUCUCCAUUAACCUGGGCAUCCUGAUCUGCAUCGAGUGCUCCGGGAUUCACCGGGAGAUGGGCGUGCACCACUCCCGCAUCCAGUCGCUGUCUCUGGACAAGCUUGCAACCUCCGAGCUCUUGCUGGCUAAGAACAUUGGCAAUUCUGGCUUUAACGACAUUCUGGAAGCCAACCUCCCCAGCCCUUUGCUGAAGCCCACAACUGGCAGUGAUAUGGCCCUUCGGAAAGAUUUCAUCAUCUCCAAGUAUGUCGAGAGGAAAUACGCCAAGAGGAGCUCUAGGAGCCCAGCUGCCCAGCGCCGGGAGCUACAGGAAGCCAUCAGGUGGAAGGACUUAUUUGCAUUGCUCCAGGCCUAUGCCGAAAAGGUGGAUUUAAGUGAGCUUGUUCUGGAGCCUGUGCAGGAACCCGGGGAAACUGUUCUCCACCUGGCAGUGUUGUUAGCUGACCGAACCUCUCUACACAUUGUAGAUUUUCUGGUGCAGAACAGUGGGAGCCUUGUGAAGCAGACAGUGAAGGGAAACACACCGCUUCAUUACUGCUGCCUCCACAAUAAACCCGAGUGCCUCAAGCUCUUUGUGAGAGCCAAAGCCAGCAUUGCCAUCACCAAUGAAGCUGAAGAGACGGCCCUGGAUGUGGCCAGGCGCAUGAGACACUCCCUAUGUGAAGAACUGCUGCUGCAGGCUCAAAACAAUCAGUUCAACAUGCGUGUUCACGUGGAAUAUGAGUGGCGGCUGGGCCAGGAUGACAUGUAUGAGAGCGACGAUGAUCUGGAUGAGAAGUUGGGUUCCCCGAAGGAGCGCAUUCUCCGCCCUCAGAGCUGCUACCAUUCACCUGCCACUGCCUCCCAGCCAUGGGGAAAUGCAGCAGGGCUUUCAAAGGGUGCAAUUCCAGCCCCCCAGGGGAAAUUGCAUGACAUCUAUGCACACCCUCACUCCCACAUACCAGCAGCUUCUGGCUCUGCUUCAUGUGUGCCGCCUCUUCCACCACGCAGUGUAAACCGAGCUCCCAACGUGCCCCCGCCCACUCCUCCUGCCAGCCUGCUGGCCAGUGCUGUGGACCCCGGAGUCAGGAGGAUCCUGUCGCUACCUCUGAGCAUCAAGCACAGACGAACGUCAUCAGAGCCUGUGCCCUGCUUGCCGCUCAGCCCCACGCAGCCCAGCCAAAGCAGCCUGGCUCCAGAUUCUGGAACCUCCUCACCUCCCAAAGGCCAUUCUGCAGCAGGAGACCCUCCCAGGAGACUGAGCACCGGAUCCCACCAGGGCACCAGCCACUCCGCCACCAAGGACACGACACAGCUUGCUGCCCUGGAGACAGUGGAGACGUUCUGUGAGGCCAGCCCCAGCAAAGGAAGAAGCCGUGGGCUGCCAUGGCCCUCACAAGACCCAGGUGGAGGCCCUGGCCCAGCACAGGACGUGCCGCCCGCGAUCCCAAGGAGGGACGGCCUGAGUAAACCGCGCUUCUUCCGGGUCCGAGCCCUGUAUGACUGUCAGGCUGACCGUGCGGAUGAGCUGACCUUCCGUGCGGGGGAGAUCAUCAUUGUGGCCGAAGAGGAGGACUGCAAUUGGUGGAACGGCUGGAUUGAAGGGCAGCCCCACAGGAAAGGCGUCUUCCCGGCAUCAUUUGUUCACGUGCUGAGUGAAUAGGACCUGGAUGGCUGACAGAAGAAGGAACAUCUCAGCUGCUCGAAGUGCAGAUCCCCCAGACUCCCUGUUUUCAGCAGGCUUCCUGCAGAGAACACACUUGGCGAGCUUGUGCUGUCUCAUCUCUUGUAUCUUGUCACUCUCACCUUCAGGCCUGCAGUAUGUGGUUUGGCCCACGGGGCCCAAAGCGGGGCUUGGAGUGGUCAGGGCUUUGCCUGUCUCCUGAAUUGCAAUCAAGUAUCCUAUCGGGUGUCUUUGAGUCCUGCUUUCAGCUCCAAGUGUUCA
Terrapene triunguis (Three-toed box turtle) is the source of this 3057-nucleotide messenger RNA. RefSeq names its product arf-GAP with SH3 domain, ANK repeat and PH domain-containing protein 2-like. The coding region runs from base 1 to 2775 and encodes 924 amino acids. Lineage: Eukaryota; Metazoa; Chordata; Testudines; Emydidae. Gene Ontology annotation, cellular component: cytoplasm. The transcript is spliced from 26 exons. The record is from RefSeq and is a predicted model, not a curated record. Gene Ontology annotation, molecular function: protein binding; GTPase activator activity. Gene Ontology annotation, biological process: positive regulation of GTPase activity.